Messenger RNA from Oryza sativa Japonica Group (Japanese rice), 1871 nucleotides. Its product is annotated as transcription factor MYB83. The record is from RefSeq and is a predicted model, not a curated record. NCBI's taxonomy places the organism in Eukaryota, Viridiplantae, Streptophyta, Magnoliopsida, Poales, Poaceae.
UCGCCAUCACCAUCAUAUCAUCCCCUCUCCUCCUCUCCUUCUUCCUCCCUCUCAUCUCUCUCCAUUGCUAGCUCCUCAUCACUCCAUACAAACAACAAGAACACAACACACUUGAUAUAUAUACCUCACACACACUCAUGUCCAUUUCUCCCUAGCUACUUAUAUCCAUCAUAUCUAUCUACAUACUUGAUCAAAAUCACAGCAAGAUCGGCAAUGAGGAAGCCGGAUUGCGGCGGCGGGGGAGGGGCGGCGAAGGGCGGCGGCGUUCUGGGUGUGGCGGGAGGGAACAAUGCGGCGGUGGUGGGGGGGAAGGUUCGGAAGGGGCUGUGGUCGCCGGAGGAGGACGAGAAGCUGGUGGCGUACAUGCUGCGGAGCGGGCAGGGGUCGUGGAGCGACGUGGCGAGGAACGCCGGGCUGCAGCGCUGCGGCAAGAGCUGCCGCCUCCGGUGGAUCAACUACCUCCGCCCCGACCUCAAGCGCGGCGCCUUCUCGCCGCAGGAGGAGGACCUCAUCGUCAACCUCCACGCCAUCCUCGGCAACAGGUGGUCUCAGAUCGCUGCCCGGCUACCGGGGCGCACCGACAACGAGAUCAAGAACUUCUGGAACUCCACCAUCAAGAAGCGCCUCAAGAUCUCCUCCUCCUCGGCGUCUCCGGCCACCACCACCGACUGCGCCUCCCCGCCGGAGCACAAGCUCGGCGCCGUCGUCGACCUCGCCGGCGGCGGCGGCGCCACGGACGACGUCGUUGUCGGGACAGCUAAUGCUGCCAUGAAGAGCAUGUGGGUGGAUUCCUCGUCGUCGUCGUCGUCGUCUUCCUCGUCGAUGCAGAGCCGGCCGUCGAUAAUGGCGGCGGCGGCGGCGGGGAGGAGCUACGGCGGCCUCCUCCCACUCCCCGACCAGGUCUGCGGCGUCGACACCUCGCCGCCACCGCCGUUCUUCCACGACCACUCCAUCUCCAUCAAGCAAGCAUACUACGGAUCAACCGGCGCCCACCACCACCACCACGCGAUCGCCACCAUGGACGGAUCAAGCUUAAUAGGAGAUCAUCACCAUCACAGCAGCAGCAUCCUCUUUGGCGGCGCAUCAGUGCCACCUCUCCUAGACCACCAAACCAUUCUCGACGACGACGACGACCACCCUAACAAAACCGGCAGCAACACGACCGCGGCCACACUGAGCAGCAACAUCACAGACAACAGCAACAGCAACAAGAACAACAGUGAUAAUAACAACAACAUCAGCAGCAGCUGCUGCAUUAGCCUAAUGAACAGCAGCAGCAACAUGAUCUAUUGGGAGGGUCACCACCAACAACAGCAGCAGCAGCAUCAGAUGCUGCAGCAGCAGCAGCAGCACAUGAGCAGGAAUGUCAUGGGAGAGUGGGACUUGGAGGAGCUGAUGAAAGAUGUGUCAUCCUUGCCUUUCCUUGAUUUCCAAGUUGAAUGAUUGAGAGGGAGGGGCCCCAUCUAUAGCUGCCAAAGGAGUACAUUGCAUAUAUAUACAAUUAUACAUAUAUAUACAUACAUACACAUUGAAGGUAGUAUUUUUUUCCAUUGACACAUAUAUUCUCUCUUCCAAAUGUACAAGAUUUCUCACACCAACUCCACUUUUGAUCUUGCAUAUAUAUAAAUAUCUUGAAAUUCAUCCUUGUACACAAAAUUAUAGAGUUAUGUAGUCAUGCAAAUAACUAAAAGAACUUGAGUUGUAUAUAUACUCAGUAUCAAGAUACUAGGUAAGAUCGUUUUUUUUAUUUGUAGUAUCACAGGAUCGAAAUACUACCAGAUUUUAGAAAGUACAUAAUUUAAUAUAAAGUAUAAAGUAUGUUGUAUAAAUUAAAGCAUAUAAUAUUGAUUUUGAUCAAUUUAAUUGGUUUU